This is a messenger RNA of Chelonus insularis, 2608 nucleotides long. RefSeq lists its product as uncharacterized. Bases 252 to 1718 code for a protein of 488 amino acids. The transcript has 7 exons. The record is from RefSeq and is a predicted model, not a curated record. NCBI's taxonomy places the organism in Eukaryota, Metazoa, Arthropoda, Insecta, Hymenoptera, Braconidae.
UGAAGCAAUGGAAUGUUGUCAUUUUUAUCUGGUUUACGUAAAAAUUCAAUGAUUAACAUUGGGAAUAGUAAAUGUAGUGAUUACAACACAUAAUUAUUACGCUCAAGUAUCAUGCGAACUUUUGUGAAGUCCAUUUGAAAUUACAUUACACUGUGAAAGCUUCAAAUUAAUAUUGGGCGUCGUCAGGUUAGGUCUUUUCACAAUAAAAAAGAAAAAAAUAUACACUGGCGGUUUUGUCACCUUGUAUCGCCAUGAUGGAUGACGACGAACAAGAAGACGGACGAUGUAUGGGUGGUAGUGAUGGCGAGAUCGAAGAGUACACAGAUACAGAAGAGUCACCUUAUGCAGCAACUUAUCAGUCAACAGACAAGCUCUUUGAUACAGACCAAUCAUGCUGGCAAAGGUUUAGUUUCCUCAUCACCCUUGUGAUUGUCGCAGCGUCCAUUACAUCCUCCGUUAUCACUUUACCUCUGUAUCUUGAGAGUGUAAACACUGCAGCCAGCGCGUACACUGGACUGCUAUUUAUAGCUUUUUUAUCUACUUGCAUCCUUGGAUUCAUCUUCUUAGUUGUCGAGAGGAUUUCACCUCCACCAACGCUUGUUCCCAACAGCUUGAAAAUAAAAAUCCCAAGAUGUAGCUUGAUAAAGAUAAGCAGCUUUUACGCACUCGCGGGAAUACUUGUCACCCUCUCUUUAGAUCAAAAUCGGGUACUUUGUCAUCUCCAAGACCCCAUCAAGGGUAUUACACUUGUCUUCUCACUUGUCUAUUAUUUCUUCUUUUGUCGCAAAAUGAUGAGUCUCCAACGUAUCUUUUCCAGUACGACAAUUAUUGUUGGACUUUUUAUAAGUGUUGAUUACGAACUUUGUGAUGAGUUUCGUUGUAGAGGAAGAGAAGUAACGGGUCAUUCACUGGCAGUCAAAGGAUCCUGGGGAAUUCGAGCAAUUUGGACUUUAGUUUACGUUGGAUCAUUUGCAGUUUUUGCCAUGUUUUUCACUUUACUUGAGCUUCACUUCACUACAGGACAGCAGAGUGCCUGUCGAUUAUUGACGACUCAGCACAAUUCUUUCCUCUAUACCGUUUCACGAUUGGUAUCAUCUCGAGACAUCAGACGUAGAGGUUCUGAAGAAGAAGGAGGCCGCUUAUUACAUGUCACCGAUCCUGACCCAACGAUCAAGCAAAAACAGUUACCCAAACCUCCAAUCAUUCGGACUCUUUUUCAUAUUCAUCUCAUUUCUUUUUUGAUUAUACUUGUCUUCUAUUGGAUUGAUACACUUCCAGGAAUUGGCAGGGGUCUCACACCAAAGGAAUUAUACAACAUUCUUGAACACGGAUUUAAAUGCCAUUUCAGAAGCAGUAUCUCUUGCUCUAAUAUAGCCAGUCACGGAUGGAUAUUUCUUUUUUCUUAUAUCGGUUUUUCCAUCUCAGUCUUGAAUUUUUUGUCCAUGUGUGAAAGUGCAGUGUUCACAGUUGCUGCAACUACUAUUUCAUUGCCUCUCUCUGGUAUAUGGUGGAGUAUUUACAAAAUGAAUGUAGGCCCAAAUGGAGGAACAAUUUCCUGGUCACCUGGAGUUACUGGUGAACUUAUUUGUGCACUAUUGGGUCUUCCAGUUGUAUUACUUGGACUUGGACUUCUUAUUCGUUCACACUUCAAGGACACACAGCCUGUCUAUCAAAAUAUUCCUGCACCAGACAUACAUCGAGAGGUAUAUCAUAGAUGAAUAUAAGUUUUUUAUUGAGACAUUUUAAAUAUGAUUGUUCAAUACUUCUAAAAAAAAAAUUAAUAUUAGCCAAAUUAGAUGAAUGAAAGUAUACGCAAUCAUCGAUAUAAUACGCAAUGCAUAAAAAAAUAUUUAACAUAAAUAAAAGACAAAAGGUUUAAUAUUUCCUAUGUCAUGCCAAAAAUACACCGAGCCAUAAUAUCGUCGAUUUAUAUCUUGUUGUUACACGUAGCUCUUGGACUUUUUACUAUUUAUCUUUCUUACAUUAUAUACCUAGAAACAUACAAAAUUUUUCCAUAUUUUUUCUUUAGGUGUUGUUGAAUUGAAAUAAAUAUUUUAUAAAAACAUAUAAAAUAUUUGAACGUAGUUUUAUAACAACAAAAGAAUACAAUAAAAAAUUUGGUGAUUUUCUUACCACAAUCAAAUAAGAAAUACAAUAAUUUCUAAAACUAAGUACCAGUUUCUUAGACAUAAUUAGAGAACACAAAAAUUCUUUUUUAUUACCAAAGAAAAAUUACGGUGUAUAGAUUAUAUUAGUGAUACAAAAGUGUUUGUGAUGUUUUAGAUAUAAUUCAUUCACUUUAAAAAUUAUUUUUGUUCUCAUAAAAAUAUGCUCAACUUUGUUUGCCAUUGCUUCAUCAUACAUCAUCUGAAUAUUCCAUGUUAACAUAUUUGCCAAAGAUAUCAGUAUUUACUGCUACAAUUUAACCAUUAUCGAAACAGUAUUAUAUUCUAAUGUCUAGUAUAGAUUAUUCGGAUGUUAUAACAUAUGAAUUAAUUAACAAUGUCAGAUGUUUGCAAAUUAUUUAUUACAUAAUAGUUUUGCAAAAAAUUUAAAUAUAUUAAAGGUCUUAAAAAAUUGAUUAAGUAGUGAAUUUUAAAAUUCACAA